GGUCUCCAACAGUUGUCACACAAACUAUCCCACAUAGUACGCUUCUCUCCGUAACAAGCAACUAACGCAUCAUGAAGUCAGGCGUCGUGUUUCUGCUGUUGGUCGCGGCUGUCAAUGGUCUGCCUGCUGACUCCCCGGAAGACAAUGGCUCGGAGGAGGAGGGACUGGCCAGAUGCGGGCGUGGCCUUGUGUACAACGCUCAGACAAACGAAUGUGAAGAGAGUGUCAGCGUGCAGUUGAAGAAAAGAGAUUGCCCAGCUGGUUCCGUAUGGCAAUCUGAGUUACAGUCAUGCGUGGAUCCAAAGACAGGUGAAGUAGUCAGUGACAGCAGCGGUAGUCGUGUUAGCAGCGGCUCCAAGCAGAAUAAUCAAGAAAAUGAGCCUGCCUCACCCACAGUUGAGGAUAUCAAAGAGCAAAAGAAGAAGUGUAAGGCGAAUGGUGGCUUUUGGAACGACAACAUUUCGGCGUGUUUUGAUAUAUAACUCAAUACAAGAGUAAACACACACACGCGCGCGCGAAAGGAGGAAAUCAGCUAUUAGGUCCUUAUGUGGUUCAUAUGGUUCAGAACCACUAUUGUUCAUCAAGGGACAUUCAUCAGCACUUCUUCAAUGAUUCAUGACUGGUUCUUCAGCCCGAUUCAUGACUGGUUCUUCAGCCCGGUUUAUGACUGGUUCUUCAGCUCGGUUCAUGUUAUAAGUAAUUUAAUCGUUGUCUCUUAAAUAACUAAAAAAUAUAUAUAUUUCACUAAUAUUCAUUAUAAGUAAAUCGAAAAAAAUUGUCGUUUUCCUGUUGAAAAUUUCUACCAAAAUAUAUUUAUAUAUUUUUUUCGUUUUA
Messenger RNA from Homarus americanus (American lobster), 834 nucleotides. RefSeq lists its product as uncharacterized. The record is from RefSeq and is a predicted model, not a curated record. Lineage: Eukaryota; Metazoa; Arthropoda; Malacostraca; Decapoda; Nephropidae. The transcript has 3 exons. The coding region runs from base 72 to 482 and encodes 136 amino acids.